Molecule: messenger RNA, 1582 nt
Organism: Acromyrmex echinatior (Panamanian leafcutter ant)
Lineage: Eukaryota; Metazoa; Arthropoda; Insecta; Hymenoptera; Formicidae
Product: MYG1 exonuclease
Cellular component (GO): cytoplasm; nucleus
Source: RefSeq, a predicted model, not a curated record
UAAAACGUAUAGUCAGCGAUAUGCAUCAUUGAGACAUAUAACCUCAAUUUAAAGGUUACUUUACUUUGGAUUACUUCCAUAUGUAAAGAGCUUCCAGCGGAUUUCACGUUUCGCUACGGUUUGAACGAUGUCGAGCAAGUCAACCAUCAAGAUCGGUACGCACGACGGGACUUUUCAUUGCGAUGAAGUCCUUGCCUGCGCGCUUCUGAAACUACUGCCGCAGUAUAAGGAUGCUUCUAUAGUGAGAUCUCGAAGUCAGAGUGUCUUGGAUACUUGUGAUAUCGUGGUGGACGUUGGUGGAGAGUAUGAUCCAUCCAGGCAUCGAUAUGACCAUCACAUGAGAGAAUUCCAAGAAUCGAUGAGUACCGUUAUGAAAAAACCAGGAUACGAUUGGACAAUAAAACUAAGCAGUGCCGGACUGAUCUACUGCCAUUUUGGUCAUGAGAUAUUAAGGAAUAUACUUUCGAAUAUAACAGAGGAUAGAAUCAUCGAUGAGAUUUUCAAGAAGAUCUACGACACUCUAAUCAAGGAAAUUGAUGGUAUAGAUAACGGCAUACCCAUGUAUGAUGCUGAACCAUUAUAUCGAAUAGUUACCGACUUAAGUGCGCGCGUAAGCAGACUGAAUCCUCAGUGGAAUAGUCAGGAUAUAGAUAUCGAGAAACAAUUUGAGAAAGCUAUGGCUUUGGUUUUGGAGGAAUUUUUAGAAUUUGUACAAUAUUCGAAAAACGUAUGGUUACCGGCAAGAGAUCUCGUGCGACGCGCUGUGGAGAAUCGAUUUGAAGUCGAUCCUAGCGGAGAGAUAAUAGCGUUGUCACAAGCAGUACCGUGGAAGGAACAUUUGUUUCAAUUGGAGAAGGAUAUGAACGUGUCACCGUCAAUAAAGUAUGCCAUUUUUGAGGCUGAUAACGCUUAUCGGGUUCAAUGUAUGCCGGUAGCGCUGGGAAGUUUCGUAUGCAGGAUGUUUUUGCCAGCAGCGUGGGGCGGUUUGCGCGCUAAUGCCCUUGUGGAAGCCUGUGGAAUUGAAGGCGCCAUAUUCGUGCAUUCUGUUCGGUUCAUCGGCGGUCAUAAAACCAAGGACGGCGCGGUGGCUAUGGCGCGGAAAGCGCUCGAAAUCGGAAAGGUCGAAUAAUGUGCAGAAUGACGGUGUCUGAAUCAUUCAUCUUUUUUAGAAUUUUUAUGAUGUGGUUAUUGAAUAUUGUUUUAGAAAACAAUUUAAAUUAAUUGCCCUUCAGCUGGUAAUGUGGGAUUUUGAAGAAACAGUCAAUUUUUAUUAUGAAUUUUAGUAAAAUAAAUAAAUUGCAAUUUGUACAGCAUUUUUUGUUGAGGAAACUAGUGUAGCACCAAGUAUAAUUGUAUUAUUGUAUGUUUCAUUGUGAAAAUCAGUUUACAUAUUUUCAGUGUAAUCUUUCACGGACAAAACUGGUGCAAAAAAGCACCAUUAUACUAAAGUUCAGUUUUCUUCCUUUUUAAAGAUAAUGGAAAUCAGUUUAAAUAAAUUCAGAUUGUAUUCAUGCUUUAAGAUAUAACAUCAUUCUAAUUAACUUCAUACAACAAAAUUGUUUUUAAUUUUGGUGUUUCUAAC